Molecule: messenger RNA, 1291 nt
Organism: Stereum hirsutum FP-91666 SS1
Lineage: Eukaryota; Fungi; Basidiomycota; Agaricomycetes; Russulales; Stereaceae
Exons: 4
Coding region: 55-921 (288 amino acids)
Source: RefSeq, a predicted model, not a curated record
CCACCUUCUCCACAUCCAUACCUGUCUUCUCCAUCUGCUAGCUAGCCCUUCAUCAUGUCUGUUACUCCAGCCACCAUGCGCCGCCUCAUGCGCGAGCUUACGGAGCUCAAGAAGUCUCCUCCUGAGGGUAUACGCGUUCAGACCAGCGACGAUAACAUGUUAGAUGUUACUGGCAUUAUCCAAGGCCCAGAGGGUACGCCGUACGCUGGAGGCUACUUCAGGGUCAAGUUCCGAUUCACGGAGGAGUUCCCGGCUGCACCACCAAAAUGCUGGUUCGCUACGAAAAUCUUCCACCCUAACGUGUCUAACCAGGGUGAAAUUUGUGUCAACACCCUCAAAAAGGACUGGCAGUCGUCGUACGGCAUCGGUCACAUUCUCGUCACGGUCAAAUGCCUCCUCAUCUACCCCAAUCCGGACUCUGCACUCGACGAGGAAGCUGGAAAGCUUCUGCAGGAGAACUAUGAUAGCUAUUGCGACAGGGCGAAGUUGAUCACGAGCGUGCACGCGACUCCAAAAGUCCCGCCAUCCGAGUUCGCUACGUCCAAAUCUGACGACACGCCUUCCACCUCUACUCUCCCACCCGUCCCCGCACCCUCCACCACUCUCGACUCGAAUAACAACCCGCCAACCUCGUCCACACCCGCCGCGAAGUCAAUUUCUUCCGGCACUCCAGCCUCGGGUGCACCCUCUCAGCCCUUACAACAGUCAGCGUCGAACACUCGCUCUGUCUCCUCGCUUUCGUCUUUGCCUUCGGGCGAGAAGGGGGUACCCACUCCGCUCGGAACGGCUGAUUCGAAUGUCGCGCCGGGGAAUGCUGCCAGCGCCGCGAAGGGCACGCGGAGCUCGACUGCUGUGAAGAGAGGUGCGGCGGCGGGCGUCGUCGGUGGCGAAAAGAGGAAGAAAGCAUUGAAGCGGCUGUGAGUGGCGCGGUGUGGUCUUAUGUGGAGCUUAGCGAGUGUGGUAUAGUGUUAGUUCGAUGGAGAUGUGCGUUGGUGUACUGGAUGAGGACAAUGUUGUAUAAUCGCUCUUAAGAGUCGAUCUAUUCAUAUUUUUUUACAUGGUGUUAGUCUCCUCAUUUCUUCUUCUUUGUUCCUUCUUUCUUGUCGUGUUCUCCUGCUGUGUUACGUAUUAAGUCUUUUUGACUGGUUUAUGUCCUUUAUGUGUAUACGUCUUUAACGUUCCCUUUCCCCUGUUCAUAACGUUCAUUGUUCCCCUUUUAGGAAUAUAAUGUCCAUAUACAUGUGGUUGUCAUUCUCCUCGGCAUCGGUUUACUCUACCUAGCAGGUCUUCC